AUGGCACUAAACCACACAGCCCUGCCCCAGGAAGAUCGCUUGCCACACUACCUUCAAGACGAGGACCCCUUUGCUUCCAAACUUUCCUGGGAAGCGGAUUUAGUAGCUGGUUUUUAUCUGACAAUAAUUGGGAUUCUGUCCACAUUUGGAAAUGGGUAUGUGCUUUAUAUGUCUUCUAGACGAAAGAAGAAGCUGAGGCCUGCUGAAAUAAUGACCAUCAAUCUAGCAGUGUGUGAUCUGGGGAUAUCAGUUGUAGGCAAACCUUUCACGAUCAUCUCUUGCUUCUGCCACCGUUGGGUGUUUGGCUGGUUCGGCUGCCGCUGGUACGGAUGGGCUGGAUUUUUCUUUGGCUGUGGAAGCCUCAUCACCAUGACUGCUGUUAGCCUGGAUCGAUACCUGAAGAUCUGCUACUUAUCUUAUGGGGUUUGGCUGAAGAGAAAACAUGCCUACAUCUGCCUGGCGGUCAUCUGGGCCUAUGCUUCCUUCUGGACCACCAUGCCCUUGGUGGGCCUGGGGGACUACGCACCUGAGCCCUUCGGAACCUCGUGCACCCUGGACUGGUGGCUGGCCCAGGCCUCUGGUGGGGGUCAGGUAUUCAUCCUGAGCAUCCUCUUCUUCUGCCUCUUGCUCCCCACGGCUGUGAUUGUGUUCUCCUACGCGAAGAUCAUUGCCAAGGUUAAGUCCUCUUCCAAAGAAGUAGCUCAUUUCGACAGUCGAAUCCAUAGCAGUCACGUACUCGAAAUGAAACUGACCAAGGUGGCAAUGCUGAUUUGUGCUGGUUUUCUGAUUGCCUGGAUUCCAUAUGCAGUGGUCUCAGUGUGGUCAGCUGUUGGAAGGCCGGACUCCAUCCCCAUUCAGCUCUCUGUGGUGCCAACUCUACUUGCCAAAUCAGCAGCAAUGUACAAUCCAAUCAUUUAUCAGGUCAUUGAUUACAAAUUUACCUGUUGCCAAACUGGUGGCUUGAAAGCAACCAAGAAGAAGUCUUUGGAAGGUUUCAGGCUACAUACUGUAACAACAGUCAGGAAGUCUUCUGCUGUGUUGGAGAUCCAUCAGGAGGUAUGA
Jaculus jaculus (lesser Egyptian jerboa) is the source of this 1062-nucleotide messenger RNA. RefSeq names its product opsin 5 (gene Opn5). Gene Ontology annotation, cellular component: membrane. Bases 1 to 1062 code for a protein of 353 amino acids. The record is from RefSeq and is a predicted model, not a curated record. The transcript has 6 exons. Gene Ontology annotation, molecular function: G protein-coupled receptor activity. Gene Ontology annotation, biological process: G protein-coupled receptor signaling pathway; visual perception. NCBI's taxonomy places the organism in Eukaryota, Metazoa, Chordata, Mammalia, Rodentia, Dipodidae.